Molecule: messenger RNA, 1342 nt
Organism: Hypoxylon trugodes
Lineage: Eukaryota; Fungi; Ascomycota; Sordariomycetes; Xylariales; Hypoxylaceae
Product: Cu,Zn superoxide dismutase-like protein
Exons: 4
Coding region: 201-1172 (323 amino acids)
Biological process (GO): removal of superoxide radicals
Cellular component (GO): cytoplasm
Molecular function (GO): superoxide dismutase copper chaperone activity; copper ion binding
Source: RefSeq, a predicted model, not a curated record
AAGCGUGGAAGAAAGAAUUGCGACAAUUUACGAUUUCAAAGCAACACCUUUCUUAUUAAAUUAUUACAUUAUUGGUGUGAUUCUAUCUAGAAAAAAGGUGGGUUUUUAUCAUGUAAGUGAAUGGCUUCUGGUGAAUUCUAUACUCAAAAUAUCACGAAAUGGUAUUCCCUUUUUCGUCCACUUAGCUUCUUAGUUAUACGAUGCUGAGAUAUUUCCACGGUAUCUCGUUCCGUUCUUUUGCUACCACCACUAGCAUUUUCUGUCUUGGUUUUGCUACGGAAACUUAUUACCAUCGCAACAAGCGAGAUCAUAUAUCUUAUUUAAAUAGGCAGCCCGUUGUCACCGAACAAAAGAAAAUGGCGAUUCAAAAUCAAGUCAAGACUCCUUUUCAGACCUUAUUCGCUGUACCAAUGACAUGUGAUCAUUGUGUCGAAUCUAUAUCGGAAGCACUGUAUAACCUUGAGGGCAUUACCAAAGUGGAAGCGAACUUGAAGGAUCAGUUGGUUGCCGUUGAGGGAACCGCUGCGCCAUCUGCGAUUGUUAAUGCGAUAGAAGCGACAGGUCGAGAUGCUAUUUUGAGAGGUUCUGGUGCAUCAAAUGGGGCUGCGGUGUGUAUCCUUGAGACGUAUCACCGUAACGAGAAGGGUAGUGACUCGUUGGUACCUGCUUCCGACCCCGAGGCAGCUACUGAAGGAUCAGGGGCGAGCGACAGGGAGGUCCGUGGCUUAGCUCGUAUGGUGCAAGUCUCUCCUACGAUUACCCUAAUUGACUUAACGAUCCGUGGUGUUACGCCUGGCGCGUACUCAGCUAGUAUAAGAGAAUAUGGCGAUCUUAAAUUCGGCGCCACAUCUACCGGUCCGGUAUGGGCGGGCGGAAGCGGCACUACUCAACCUCGUGGCAUCCUCGGUACCGUACAAGUCGGCAGUGAUGGAAGAGGCGCUGUAUUCCUGGACCACCCCUUCCAGGUAUGGGAAGUCAUUGGGCAUGCGAUGGUAGUUUCUAGACAACAAGAAGGAAUCACCGAAGCUGAGCUGAAGAAUGACGAGAACACGGUCGUCGGCGUUAUCGCGAGGAGCGCCGGGAUGUGGGAUAACGAUAAGACGGUAUGUUCAUGUACGGGGAAGACACUCUGGGAGGAAAGAAAAGACGAAGUAAAGAAGGGUAUGAUUUGAUGUGGCAAAUGAUUCGGUACCAAUUUCCAGAUCUUCGACCAUUGCUAAACUGGAUCCUCUAUAGAAUCCUUUAGCGUUCGAUGACUUUUGAUAGAAGAUGACUAUAGAAUCCCAUCUAGUAUUGGUUAUGGAUUAUUAGUUUCUAAUCGAAUUUAGGGAUCCUCGCUAAA